UAUAGAACAUCCGUCGAGACACCACAUUGCCAAAUGCCCGCCAUGGCAACAGCCAGGCUAUCCCCGACAGCAAAUUUGCUGCGGAACUCUCGCCUUUUCGCCCUUCCACAGGCCUUGACGCCACCCCCGACUCCGCCGACCUCGAAAUUCGUCUUUGAGUCCGAGACCGCGACCCUUCCUCAUCCUAUCCGAGCGUCCAUUGCCACACCAGCAUCUUCUCUGUCAAGGGGAGACUGGGGUCUGAAGAGGCCUCUUCCCGCUAAAUCGACACACGAAAAGUCGUCCAGGCCCGUGGUCAGAAUCAAGGCACUCGAUACCUUCGAACACAUCACGGAUUUCGAGUCCGCGGCUGAUCAUACGGUGACCCUGGAGAAAUUCCAGGAACUUAAUAUGCCGAUGUCACUUCCCGGGCAAAUCCAUUACGCAACCGCCUCGACUCCUAGACACGAGAGUCCCUUCGAGUCGCACAUUGACAACACACACACCAGCGAAGGCCGUAACGAACCCGGAGCGAAACAGUUCAGACAAUCCGGCCCUUGGCUUGCUGGGCAAACGGAGGCCGAGUUCCAGGCAUACUUGAAGUCAAUCCGGAAGAACAAGCCGGAGAUCUUGCAGAAGCUGCGUGGAUACUUCGUCGCUAAGCGCGAAGCGGAGCAAAGGAAGCAAGCACAAGAUAACGGAGCAGAUCUGGAGGCGCUCGAGCCUGUCGAGGUUACCGAUGAAGAAUUCCAGGCUUAUCUCAAGGCCCUGCGUAACGAUCAGGCUUCACUAGGCCCUGUCAUCUUCGAGCUUCUUGACCUCCCAUCCCCGCCCACUGUGCCAACUGAACGAAUUGGCAAGCGUGGCUACCCAUCCCCCGGGAGCAAGCUCUCGUCGGGGGAAUAUGCAGUAUCCGGACCCCCGAAGACGCAUCCCUCGGCGGGUCUUUCUUACUCUAGAUCACACGCAUUGAUCUACAACCAUCCUAAGUAUGGGCCUCAGGCCUAUCAGCGCCCAGUGGAGGCACGUAUCUUACGGCCCAAGGGACGGUUCAAGGGCAAGAACUCGAAGGCCAUUGCGGGUGUUGCUGGUUUUGCAGUGGAAGACAUUAAUGCCAUGACUUUCCACGAGCAGGGCGCUCCUUACGGCCUUAAGACCUUGGACACAACUACCCCUGGUGGUUCUAAGUACUGGGUCACCCCUAUCCGGGCCACCAUCGACUCGGCUGGCAAGGUUGGGCUGUUUUCUUACCGCGCUAGCACUACUGCCAAGGCCCCUUACGGGAUUGAAAGCCCGAACAUGCCUGUGUAUUACAACAUUACCGACAAGGCUCGGGGCCGUCAGCGCGUGGUUCCGAGAUUGGAUGGACAGCCGGGUCCCCAAGCGCCUAGGGAGGAGGUUGCAAGAAACCUUAUGAAGAGCCUUAGCUCAUAAAGCACUGGUGUCCCGUCCUCCAACAAUCUUUCAUCAUGUGCCAGACACAUCCACUUAAAGAGAGUUUUGCUGUAUGAUUAGGUCUUCGGAUGGUAAAUGUAUAGUUGUUUCAUUUCUGCUCCUUUUUUUUGUUAUAAAGCCGGCUGUAUAUCAUUUGAAGCAUAAAACAAAUCAAUUCAUCACCAUGUAUCGAGAACUAUAUUGGAAAAGUUAUUAUCUGUUUACAGCGGG
Molecule: messenger RNA, 1644 nt
Organism: Aspergillus sclerotioniger CBS 115572
Lineage: Eukaryota; Fungi; Ascomycota; Eurotiomycetes; Eurotiales; Aspergillaceae
Product: mitochondrial 37S ribosomal protein bS1m
Exons: 1
Coding region: 43-1413 (456 amino acids)
Biological process (GO): mitochondrial translational initiation
Cellular component (GO): mitochondrial small ribosomal subunit
Molecular function (GO): structural constituent of ribosome
Source: RefSeq, a predicted model, not a curated record